This is a messenger RNA of Nothobranchius furzeri (turquoise killifish), 3109 nucleotides long. It is a transcript of the gene top3b, whose product is annotated as DNA topoisomerase III beta. Gene Ontology annotation, cellular component: nucleus. Gene Ontology annotation, biological process: DNA topological change. Gene Ontology annotation, molecular function: DNA binding; DNA topoisomerase type I (single strand cut, ATP-independent) activity. The record is from RefSeq and is a predicted model, not a curated record. Lineage: Eukaryota; Metazoa; Chordata; Actinopteri; Cyprinodontiformes; Nothobranchiidae.
ACAGCGAAGAAGAAGAAGAAGAAGAAGACGGCGCGGCAGCAGCAGAAGAAGAACAAGGCGGAAUCUGGCAGUUUAGGAGCUAAACGUAUCUGCUCCUGUCAUUCAGCGAGCUCCUUUAGGUCAUUAACGAGGGUUCACUAAACCGCCUUUCGUCCAACAUGAGAACAGUUCUAAUGGUGGCCGAGAAACCGUCCUUGGCUCAGUCCAUCGCUAAAAUCCUCUCCAAAGGGAAAUACAACAACUGGGACAAGGUGGACCCAGCAGAACUCUUCAGUAAAGCUCCAACCGAAAAGAAGGAGGCUAAUCCUAAACUCAACAUGGUGAAGUUUCUCCAGUUUGAAGCCAGAGGCUGUGACGUGGUGGUUUUAUGGUUGGACUGUGAUAAAGAGGGCGAGAACAUUUGUUUUGAGGUACUGGAUGCCAUCCAGCCAGUGAUGAAUAAGGGGAACGUUAAGGAUCAGACGGUGUUCCGAGCCAAAUUCAGCUCCAUAACUGACACGGACAUCUGGAACGCUAUGAACCAUCUUGGAAAACCAAACCAGAAUGAAGCCCUGUCAGUGGAUGCCCGUCAGGAGCUGGACCUGCGAAUAGGCUGUGCCUUUACCCGAUUCCAGACCAAGUAUUUUCAAGGCAAAUACGGAAAUCUGGAUUCCUCGUUGAUCUCUUUUGGACCAUGCCAGACCCCAACCCUGGGCUUCUGUGUGGAACGUCACGACAAGAUUCAGUCGUUCAAACCAGAAACAUACUGGGUUCUCCAGGCAAAGGUGUUUAAAGGAAAAGACAACCCACUGACACUGGACUGGGACAGGGUGAGAGUCUUUGACAGAGAAGUGGGACAGAUGUUCCUCAACCUCGCCAAGACAUCUGGGGAGGCCCGGGUGGAGUCGGUGAGUAAAAAGGAGAAGAGCAAGCAGCGACCUCAGGCGCUGAACACGGUGGAGAUGCUGAGAGUGGCCAGCUCUGCUUUGGGUAUGGGCCCCCAGCAUACUAUGCAGACUGCCGAGCGUCUGUAUACUCAGGGCUACAUUAGCUACCCACGGACUGAGACCACCCACUACCCGGAGAACUUCGACCUGAAGGGAGCUCUGAAGCAGCAGAUCAACUGCCCCAUGUGGGCAGAAGAGGUAAAAGCUCUGCUUUCAGAUGGGAUCAACCGACCCAGGAAGGGAACCGACGCAGGAGACCAUCCACCCAUUACACCCAUGCGUGCUGCUUCAGAGGGGGAAGUGGGAAGUGACGGCUGGCGCCUGUACGAGUACAUCACACGUCAUUUCAUCGCUACCGUCAGCCAAGACUGCAAGUUCCUACAGACCACAGUAGACUUCGUUAUUGGCACCGAGGCCUUCUCUUGCACUGGGAAAACCCUCAUUUCACCAGGUUACACAGUAGUGAUGCCAUGGCAGGGCAUCGCCCUGGAAGAGGCCAUGCCAGCCUGUGAGCGUGGAGAUAUUUUCACUGUAGAUGAGAUGAAGCUGGUGGAGAGGCAGACCAGCCCACCCGACUACCUGACGGAGGCUGAACUCAUCACGCUAAUGGAGAAGCACGGCAUUGGCACCGACGCCAGCAUCCCCGUCCACAUCAACAACAUCUGUCAGAGGAACUAUGUGACCGUGGAGAGCGGACGCAAGCUGAAGCCGACCAAUCUGGGCGUAGUCCUGGUGCACGGCUACUACAAAACAGACGCAGAGCUGGUGCUGCCCACCAUACGCAGUGCUGUAGAGAAGCAGCUGAACCUCAUCGCUGUGGGCAAGGCCAACUACCAGCAGGUUCUGCAGCACACGCUCGAUAUCUUCAAGAGGAAGUUUCACUACUUUGUGGAUUCCAUCACCAGCAUGGACGAGCUGAUGGAGGUCUCCUUCUCCCCCAUCGCUGCCUCAGGAAAGCCCCUUUCUCGCUGUGGCAAGUGUCAUCGCUUCAUGAAGUACAUCCAGGCCAAGCCCUGCAGGCUCCACUGCUCCCACUGUGAUGAGACCUACAGCCUUCCACAGAAUGGAGCCAUAAAGCUGUACAAGGAGCUGCGCUGCCCCCUGGAUGACUUUGAGCUGGUUCUGUGGACCUCAGGGGCCCGGGGCAAGAGCUACCCUCUGUGUCCCUACUGCUUCAGCCACCCGCCUUUCAGAGACAUGAAGAAAGGUAUGGGAUGCAAUGAGUGCACACACCCAUCGUGUCAGCACUCCCUGAACUCUUUAGGAAUUGGACAGUGUGUGGAGUGUGAAAACGGGGUUCUGGUUCUGGAUCCCACCUCUGGACCCAAGUGGAGGAUGGCUUGUAACAAGUGCAACGUGGUGGUGCACUUUUUUGAACAUGCGCACAAAGUUCAGGUUGCUACGGAGAGCUGUGAUGCAUGCGAGGCCUCUCUGGUGGCGGUGGACUUCAACAAGACCCGGACGCCGCUCCCGGCUGGGGAGACGCAGCACGCCGGCUGUGUCUUCUGCGAUCCCGUCUUCCAGGAUCUGGUGGAGCUUAAACACGCCACCAUGAGGCAUGCAAUGCACCGAGGCGGAGGUGCGCGGCGCGGAGGGCGAGGGCGAGGCAGGGGUCGCCGUGGCAACCCAAAGAAACCCAAAGAUAAAAUGGCUGCGUUGGCAGCCUACUUUGUAUAGUUUUGAUGUGGUGUGGAUGCCCUGCAGCGGGAGCUGUGACGGACUUGUUUCAUUAAAGCUGAACUAGCCUCUAGUGUGUGUUUAUGGCUCUCUGCUCUGGCUCCGCCCCACAGCUACCUCCACCUCCACUCGUAAGUUCCUAGCUGGACCCACGCAACAUUCAUUUCUAGUUUAAUUUUGAACCAUUUUUGGUUACUAAGGUCCUGCUAAACCCAGAUCUCAGACAUGGUUCUGUAUGUGAAACGCCUGUGGUACCGGGCCAGAACAUGUGCCCGUAACUGCAGACGUGCUGUCGGAUAACUGGAAUGAGUCCAGCAGGGGGCAGUAUGGACAUCCAGAGCUGUUGAACAUGUAGGAGCCAAACCAAAGGAGUUGUGAUGUUUGCCUUUACUCUCGCUCUAAGGAGACCAGCAGCUCUGCUGCUGAGAAGUGUGCUCCAGAAGCAGUCCACUCACUUGGUUUUUAUUAAAAAUAGGUGGAAGUUACCGUGUUUCCACCUACAAAUA